AUGCCAACGGUUCAAGUCGAACGAGACCAAUUAUUCAAGCUUCUUGGCAAAGAAUAUAGUGAGUAUUAAAGCGAUCGGAGGAUAAAACAGUUGUUGUUGUGAUGUACUGAUGGUAGUAUAAAUAAAUAUUAAUUAUUAUCCUAGUCACGUGUGUUAUAAUAUGUACCAUAAUCAAUCGAUUAUAACUCUAUUAACCGUGAUUAAAAUAAGUAUAAUCAUUAAAAUAAUCAAUCUAAUUAGUGAAUUAGUUGAUUUCAUGUUUUAUUGGCCUGAUUUAUACUAGAGGCAGAUUAUCUGUCUAGACGACAAUUUUAAACGAGUUGUUCAUGUGAUCUUGAUCUGUGAUCAGGCCUUUAUUUUUCAGUCUGGGUGGGCGGCAGGCUGGGGGAGAAAAAUGAAGGCUCAAUACAAAUGUUAUUGAAAGUUCAUGUCCUACAAACGCCUAGUUUACGGAUGUAGCUCUGAUUGGCUAGGCAUAAAAAAAAUACCUGUGGUUCCUGUUCCUGACUGACCCUAUUUUUUUCUGCUGACCCUAUUAUUUUUUCAACGCGAUUGACCAUGCGACCCUAUUUUCUCCGGGUGGUUGUGGGCUGCUGCCAAAAUGGCGUCUGUUGUCACACUAAUUAUUGAAAAAAUUGUUUCCGACCUACCGACCCUAAUUUUUUUGCGAUAUGAAACCAGAACCACUGAGUGAGGGUUUAUUUUUACGCCCUAUUUCUACCAUGAGUAUACCACACACCAUAACCCAUUGAGUGCCAGCGCUCCCCUUGAUGAGAAGAACUGAAUCAACUGAUCUCACUAUUCCAGCUAGUUUGUCUCAGUAGAUCAUGAUCUUAUGUUUACACCAUGUGGAUUACAUGCCUAAAUGGUCAGAUGAUAUGUCUCCACAGAUUAACCAUUAAUAUGCAAAACUCUACUUUUCCUUUUAAUAAUGAGUAAAAUCAUUUGGUGUUUAGACAGUAAAAGUCAGAUGCAUUUGGGCACAUUGCACAAAUUAUGUUUACUUUGUAGCUGAUGAAGAAUUUGAUGAACUAUGUUUUGACUUUGGAAUUGAACUUGAUGAAGUGGUACAGUACUGUAUUAUUCAUGUUACUAAAAAGAUGACAGAGGGAUGGCAUUAUUAACUGCCUUACUAAUUUCAUAAAUUGGACUAAUAUGACGUCUUUCCUUCUGAGAGGUGCAGUGUGCGCGCCUAUUUCCUUUUACAAUUCCAGACAUCAUAUGUAUAUAAUGAUGUAGUUGUCUGUUUUAGGAGAAAAGUCCUUUCUGUAUUGAUAGUUGUUGACUUGUUGUGUUCAUCAUUGUAGACAUCAGAAAAAGUAAUGAUUACUAAAGAACAAGGUCAAGAUAAAGCCGAAACUGCUUCAGAUAAAGUCAUUUAUAAAAUUGAUGUCCCUGCAAACAGGUAGGCCUACAGUAGGUAAUGUGUGCCAUGUCAGAAGACAGAGCAGCAGUUUUGGAAGGAAACAAAAGAAAGUAGCAUUAUAUUUAACAAUUAUUUGCCGAAGGCGAGGUGAUUAUCGGUGAAUAAAAACCGAGACGAAGUCGAGGUUUUUAUUCACGAUAAUCACCGAGCCUGAGGUGAAUAAUUGUUUUAGUACAAUUUCAUAGGUGAUUAUUUGGGAAAAAUAAGAAAAUACACAUUUCUUCGUCAUUUAAUUGACAAAAAGGCUUUGGCCGCCAUUUUGAAAAUCGCUUAGGUGAUUAUUGCGUAAUAAUCACCUCAACGGCAACCAAUCAGCGUGGAGAAUUUUCAAUAAUCACCUAUGUAAUUAUACUAAAAAGAAUUAUUAGAUGUACUAAAUUAGCCUUACUUAGCCAACAUAAAUGCCUUUCUCACACUGGCCAAAAUCCACCAUUUUUGAGGUACUGUCUUCCCUUGUAAAAUGAUGUAGACAAUUACAACAAUGAGAAAAGUGACUUUACAAAGUUGUAAAGUUCUGUAAUUUACCAUAGAAGUUUUAUGUGAGAAAGGCUAAUUGUUUGCCUUUUAAUAUUUUAUCAUUUUCAUUAAAAUAAAAGUUGCUCAUAAUUUUACCUUUAGAUAUGAUCUGCUAUGCAUUGAAGGAUUAUCAAGAAGCUUAUUGGUCUUUCUACAGAAGUGUGUUAUUGAAGCAUUUUAUAAUAAUUUUAAUGUGCUUGAAAAAUAAAAAUUAUAUGUACAAAAUGUAGAAUAGAAUGUUUAAAAGUAGCUGAAAUUAUUUCUGUAGAAUCAAAGCUCCGAGAUAUCAUCUGUCAAAACCUGAUGGUCCUUUGCAAAGACUCACCAUAGCAAAACAGGUGCUUACAAAAUUGCUAGAUUCGCUUGGUUCAAAGUUUAUUUAUUAACUUCGGCCGUUUACACGAACAUAAACAAGGAAAAUACAAACAGGAGAACGGCUCAGGAACACAGCGUGAGUCAAUUACGUUAGCGACCUGAAGUUAAGAAGAAGUGGAAGAAGUAUAAUUAAUGGAAGAAGUAUAAUUUAAUUGGGUGAACGGAUUCAACAAGUGCAAUUCUGAUUUGUUAAUCUUAGUACUGUUGGAAUUUCCAUCAAAUAUGUCAAAAUCAAGUGAACUUGUACCCUUUUCUUCUACGUUUCUUUUCAGACUGCCCAGGUUCGUCCUUAUUGCGUCACUGCAGUCCUACGAGAUGUCACACUGACGCAGGUAAAUAUUUAUGCACAGUACUUUUCUACUUCUAAUAACAACAAGGUCUCUAGAUAACUACUGUAAACUAUGAUUUAAUCAAUACUAGUCCAUGUUCUUUUUCUUGAUAGGAAGGUUACAACAGCUUUAUUGAACUACAAGAUAAACUUCACCAGAAUAUCUGUCGCAAGCGAUCAUUGGUCGCAAUAGGAACUCACGACUUGGACUCAAUCAAAGGGCCAUUUCUAUAUGAUGCAAGGCCUCCACAAGAUAUCAAGUUUAUACCUUUAAAUAAGGUAUACUGUUGUUUAUAUCUAAAGUUAAACAGUUGCCAAGAAAACAGGGUGCGAUAAUUCACAUACUUAUACGUACUAGAAGUACGCAAAUAUUAUGGACUGGUACUUCUUUGUUUUGGAACAGGAACAUUUAUGGGAAUGGAGAGAAGGUUUUCAUACAUGUAAAUUGCUCUCUGUAUCCAUAGAACACAUGUUGUCACACAAAACAAAUCAAAACACACACUGUUUUAAAACUUCAUUUAUUUUAUUUUUGUAGGACAAAGAAUACACCGCAGUUGAACUUAUGGAACUGUAUCAGGUGCUUUAUCAUUCGUCUUUGCGUAGAAUUCGCGGUCAUAUCAUGGAAUGUUUUAAAUAUAACUAAAAAAUCUUGUAUGUAAAAAGUAUACCACCUGAAUAUUAAACUAUGUACAACAAAAAAACAAUGUCAUUGGGAUUAUAUUGUCCAAUUGACAUUGUUUUCCUCCAAUUAUGAAAAGAGUAAUUGGAUGAACCUUCCUAAUCAACUUCUACGAGUCUGCAACGUUGAUUUCAGAAAGGUACUGUAUUUACCAGUCUGAAAAUGUGGGACUUUAGGUAUGCUGACACAUGACAUACGAAUAGACUGCACUGCAUCUUUAAUGAUAAAAAAUUGAAUGAUAACCAUUAUCUAUGCAAAUUUUUUUUAUCGUUAAAAUCCUUGUUUUUCUUUUCUCUUCUUACAGAGUGAUAACAACCUAAAACACUAUUUACACAUUAUAAAAGAUAAACCUGUAUAUCCUGUUAUAUAUGACAGUAAUGGCAUCGUCCUUUCUAUGCCUCCGAUCAUAAAUGGUAAGCCAUGCCGCAUAUAUUUCCGGAGUAAUUUGAGUUCAUAUAGAUGUUGAGGUAGUGUUUUACUGUGCAGGGUGAAAUUUAUGUGGCUCAUUUUAUCCCACCAGGAAACCACUCAAAGAUCACUUUGAAUACUAAGAAUAUCUUUAUUGAAAGCACAGCCACGGAUCUACGGAAGGUGAAUAUACGUAUAGAAAUAUGUUAUUAACAAGAUGUGCAAAUAUUUUGUGUGAUGUCUUCUAUUCUGUUUUCUCUUUCUUCACUUUAUAGGCUGAAAUUGUUUUGGAUACUCUGGUUACAAUAUUCAGUGUGUAUUGCAAACAGAAGUUUAUGUAAGUUUCAAAUACAUCAAAAUAAGUUAAUAAGCACCAGAGGCAGAGAGAAUAAAUAAAUUUUCUGAAACUUUUAGUGUAGAACAAUCAGAGGUUGUACAACCGGAUGGAAGUGUUGUUUUAUAUCCGGUAAGUUUUCUUGUUUCAAAUGCCUGGUUUUGAAUACUACAGGAUAACCAUGAUGUAAAUACAGUAAUACUGCUUGUUGAUUUCAUACUUUUUAGAAACUGAAUUAUAGACAUGAAACAAUUUCGGUCAAAGAAACAAACACAAAAGUAGGAAUAAAGUACGUUGUUUUUAUUUUUCCAUAAAUACCUACAGGUAUAGGUUAUCGUUAAAGGAAUGUUAUCCUCGCACACUUAAAGCCUAUUAAUUUAUAUGGUGGAAAAGGUUGAAAUGUAGAGAACAAGUUCUGAUCCAUUUAUUUGACAACUAAAGUUGUUAUCGUUGAUUUUGUUUUGUCAUCUUUCAGUGAAAGUGCCGAAAGAAUAGCCGAUCUCUUAACAAGGAUGUGUUUAAGUAGUGAAGUAAAGGAUGGCGGAAAAUCUAUUGAAGUUGAAAUACCACCAACAAGAGCUGAUAUCCUUUUCAGUGUUUAUUUUUCCUAUAUUAUUUAUUCGACUCGUGUUAA
This is a messenger RNA of Paramuricea clavata, 4700 nucleotides long. Lineage: Eukaryota; Metazoa; Cnidaria; Anthozoa; Malacalcyonacea; Plexauridae. The record is from the annotation of a GenBank genome assembly.